This is a messenger RNA of Bipolaris victoriae FI3, 3645 nucleotides long. RefSeq lists its product as hypothetical. The record is from RefSeq and is a predicted model, not a curated record. Lineage: Eukaryota; Fungi; Ascomycota; Dothideomycetes; Pleosporales; Pleosporaceae. Gene Ontology annotation, biological process: glycerophospholipid catabolic process. Bases 1 to 3645 code for a protein of 1214 amino acids. The transcript is spliced from 3 exons. Gene Ontology annotation, molecular function: protein binding; glycerophosphocholine phosphodiesterase activity.
AUGAAGUUUGGACAUAAUCUGCCUAGGAACCAGGUUCCAGAAUGGGCGUCCUCGUACAUCAACUACAAAGGCCUCAAGAAGCUGAUCAAGAAUGCCGCUGAAGCCUCGAAAAAUGGCUCGGAUCCAGAUCUCACAGAGUUCUUCUUCUCUCUUGAUCGCAACCUCGAAGAUGUCGACAACUUCUACAACCGAAAGUACGCAGAGUUUUCCCGGCGACUUAGGAUCCUGCAUGGCCGUUAUGGUCGUGCCGCCCAGUUGCCCGAAGGCAUCGAUAAAGACGAGGCACAAGACCUCAUGGGCGCACUGCUUGAGCUACGAGGCUCAAUGCGAAAGCUUCAGUGGUACGGAGAGGUCAAUCGGAGGGGUUUCAACAAAAUCACCAAGAAGCUGGACAAGAAGAUCAAGACAGUGCGUUUGCAAGAGCCAUACCUGGCCUCCAAAGUCAACCCAAAGCCGUUUGCGCACAAUCUGCCCCUCAACCAGGACAUGAAGGCUGUCAAUGAAUGGCUGUCAGGACUGGGUGAUAUCAAGACUUUUGAUGAUACAGGCUCUACACAUUCUGCGGGCUCCCUAGGUCGAGUGCCAGGCCGUUCGCUACACCUGCCAUCCGGCCUACUCGAUGCGGCAGACUUGGCUAUCCGCAACGACAAAGCGGAAGACCUCGGCCAACAGAUUGCCGAAGCUGCUGCGAACAACGGCAUCACCAGUUCUUCAAUGCAGCAGGUUCUGCUGAACUUCCUUCAGCGCUCCAUCUCAUGCCGUUCCAAACAAUGCAUCAAGAGAUUGUUGCAGGAUAUCAUCUCGUUGGAUGAAGAUGACGAUAUCAACAAACGCAAUUGUGUCCACCGACUAGUCAUCAACAUUGGCCGUUCAAAGAGCGGCGAAACAUUUGGCGCCGACGGAACUCGGCAACCAAGUUCAAAUGAAGCAGGAAACUUCAUAGUGCCUGCUACUGACCCUAACCGGCAACCUCGUCCUUGUACGACUACUGAAGAAGAGUCAACCCAACUGCUUAGCGAGAACGACGAGUCUGUGCGCCUACUCAUCUAUCUGCUUGACGAGCUGCGUGAUGAGCAACGCAAUGCACUUCAAGCUCGUGAUUCCUAUGGAAGGCUUCCGCUUCAUUAUGCCGCUCAAUAUGGCUUCGUAGUCAUUUGUCAGGUUGUCAUAAAACACAUGCAGGACUGGGGCCAGUUCGACGUUGCACAAGGCAUAGACUCUCCCGAUUGGCAGGACACUGACGGCAAUGCGCCUCUGCAUCUCAGUGUCAUGGGUGGGCAUGUCCUCACCACCAAAACCCUUCUUGAGGCAGAGAAUUGGCGGGGAACACAUGAACAAAGACGUGCGUCGAGGAAGUCUAGUGCUCGCUCAGGAGCAGUUCUGUCUUUAGCGACUCGAUCAAAUUUUGUUGGUAUUGUCAAGCUCCUGGUUGAAGCCGACAUCGAUGUCAACUACCAGGACGAGGGCGGUGAGACUGCCCUGCACAUGGCAGCGCGCUACGGCUAUGACGAAUGUGCCAAAGUUUUGCUUGAGGGCUCUAACACGAACAAAGCCGACGUUGAUGUUCCCGAAAAGACGUUUGCCUGGACGCCAUUGUUCAUUGCCUGUGUCGAUGAUCAUCUCUCAAUAGUCGAGAUUCUAGCCGCUGCUGGAGCUGAUCUACACAGAUGCGAUAAUUCCGGUUGGACAGCGAAAGAGCACGCUGCACUUCGUGGCCAUAUGCAAGUUGCAGAACGGCUGUGCGAGCUUGCUCCCACGACAGUCUCGCCUCGUGUGGCACCCACAGAUGCACGGAUUUCUCGGGCUGGUUCACCCCCUCAGAAUUCGCUUGACGAGAGAAGGUCAAAGAACCUGAAUCGAGACACUAAUAGUCCUGUGCAGAAAGUCCCUGAGCCAGUGAAAACAUUUGGUCAUCGUUAUCUGACGAAUGAAACAAUGGUGCUGGUCAGCCUUGGUUCGAUGGAUGUUCGCAAAGACACACCGGCGGUCAAGCUUGACGAUAUUCCACUUGCGGAUGCGCAUGCGACACAACUCGACACUGCUUUGUCUGUGGUUGUGCAAGCAUCUGGAGCCAAAGGAGAACCCACAGUGAUUGAUUUGCCCAUCCAGGAUAAUAUCGCUACAGAGCCCAUUACAUUUAUGACCAGUGAUGUCACCAAGGUCAAACUCUUGUUCGACAUUGUCCCAACCUAUGCCGGAACACAUGAACGCUCGAUGGGGCGGGCUGUGGCUUUACUGUCCACGAUCAAAACCAGCAUUGGAUCGAAGCGAAUUCCCCUCCAAGGAGAUAUGAAGGUACCUAUUGUGGCAGCCUCGACAUUGGACGUUAUUGGAACAGUCAACUUCAACUUUCUCAUCAUCACACCCUUCCAUCAUCCAAACAUGUCGAUCACAGAGCAGCACACCUACUGGAAGAAGAUGGCUUCAUCGACCAUGGUCAUUGGCCAUCGUGGUCUGGGCAAGAACACGGCAUCUCGUACAUCACUUCAACUCGGCGAGAACACCAUUCAAUCCUUCAUUUCAGCUGCUAAUCUGGGCGCGGAGUAUGUUGAGUUUGAUGUCCAACUUACAAAGGACCACGUGCCGGUCAUCUACCAUGACUUCCUUGUCAGCGAGACAGGUAUUGACGCGCCUGUACAUACCCUUACUCUAGACCAGUUCCUCCACAUUGGCGAAGGCUCGAAUCCUCGAUACGCUCGCACUGGGUCCCCGGAUAGAACUUCUCAUCUCAACGGUGCUGAAGAGGACCGCCCCAAUGUGAGAAGGCCAAGAUCGUACUCGGUUGAUAACUCGAAGCAACGCAAUAUCCACACCGACCGCGCUGAGGAGCUGACGGAGCGAAUGAAGCAUACCCGUGAUUUCAAGAAGAAAGGAUUUAAGGGAAAUAGCCGCGGAUAUUCCAUCCAGUCAUCGUUUACGACUCUGGAACGAAUGUUUGAUGAAGUACCACAGUCCGUUGGAUUCAAUGUCGAGAUGAAGUAUCCCAUGCUCCACGAGUCGGAAGAGGAGGAAAUGGACCAAUAUGCGGUGGAGCUGAACUCUUUUGUCGACACAAUCCUGGAAAAGGUCUAUGAUAAAAUGGGGGAACGCAACAUUAUCUUCUCAUCCUUCAACCCAGACAUCUGCCUCAUGCUAUCCUUUAAGCAACCCUCAAUUCCUGUUCUGUUCCUCACAGAUGCCGGAACAUCACCAGUAGGAGAUGUGCGAGCUGCAAGUUUGCAAGAGGCGAUUCGCUUUGCAAGUCGUUGGAACUUGCUCGGGGUAGUCAGCGCCGCUACACCGCUCGUCAUGUGCCCUAGACUUGUCAAAGUAGUCAAGGAAAGUGGUCUUGUCUGCGUGAGCUAUGGAAUGCUCAACAACGACCCCAAGAAUGUUUUGUUGCAACGAAACGAAGGUAUCGACGCCGUCAUCGUCGACAGCGUCCUCCGAGUCCGCCAGGGACUCCAGGCUCCUAAUCAGGAGAAUACGGAUGUCAUUGAAAACGACGCAACAUCUUUGGCUGUACCGCCGUCGGAGUCUGUUCCUUCUAUCAAAGAAGCCAGCGAGGCACAGGAGAACAGGGCGAAUGGUACCACUACCUGCACAAACGGAGUUGAUGGAACUCACGCUGUCAAUGGCACAGCGCAUGAGCAAAAAGUGGCAUAG